AUGAAGCUCGUUGCGGUGUUCUCGCUCGCAACUGGUGCCUCUGCGGCUAGAGGUGACAAAAUUCUAAGAAAAAUUACACAAAGAAAUGGAGAAGUUGCUACUUCGGGAAAAGUCAAACCGAAUCCAAACCUCGAAGAUAUAAAUAAACGAGGAGGCAUUGGCUGCCAACUUGUUGAAGUUAAUGAUGAUUAUAUUAUGGCCGUCAAUGGUCGAACAUUGAGAAGCUUUAGUAGCUGUGGACGGGGUCGGUGCGCGCAAAUUUCGUGCGUUGGUCAAUUCUGUGAGCGAGACAGCUCUGGUAGACCAAGAAAGAUCAUCGCUAAAGUCGUCGCCCAAGCCACUACGACUUAUGAAGACGAAGAAAUCGAAGUCAACCAAAAGGCUUGGAACGGUCUCAUGGGAUCAAAAGCGAACAGAGUAAGUUCUAUGAACAUCGCAUGGAAUUUCGUAAAAUGUCCACAAGAACGCCGACCAAAGCUUUACGUCACAGAUAAUAACAAAUCUGGAUCUUGGGAAGUCCAGCCAAUCGAUGUUCCGGAAAAAAUUACAUGGAUGCGAAUCCGUCCUGCAAAUACGAAGACCAAAUUCAUCGUCUCUCAAGACCCUUUCAAGUCAGGCGCUGAUUACUUCUACUGGCGUGGGAAGAUGAGCCCAAAAACCACACUCUCUGCUCCAUUAGAAAUAUAUCUUCAAUAUGAUAGUGGAGCUAGAGUCAGAACAAAGCUGCUAGACUGGGAAAUUGGCAAGUUUGCCUAUUUGGAUGGCAAGCCUGCACCUGCUGGGGAACAAGCGAAGAAGAUUGUGACGCAAUCGAAAGGCAUCUUCAGCCAAAUGGGAUCUUUGUUCGGAGGUUCUAAGCCUUCGAAAAGCGCUCCCCCAGCGACUCCACCCAAGAAAGUGUCCUCGGGUGGCAUGUUUGGGUCGUCAUCAGGUGGCGGAAGCUUCAUGAGUGUCUUUGGAUCCGGUUCAUCUGGUGGCGGAUUUUUCGGAAGCAAACCCAAACCGACUUCAGCGACAACAACACGCCGAACAACCACGAGAAGAACGACGCGAAGAACGACACCUUAUGUCCGGCCAACUCGGCCCGCUGCAACAACCCGUCCUAGGAAGAAGGGCGGGAAAGGUGCAAAAGGAGGCAAAGGAGGAAAAACUGGUGGAAAGGUGGAUUGCCCACCUGGAAAAAACAUCAAGAGAUGCCGUGAUUUAGAAGCGCAAAAGAAAAAGCAGCAUGAUUCUCCUAGCAGUUCCAUUUUCGAGCAACAAAUGGCGGCCCCAAUCAUGGAAUCGCCUGUCAAGGAUAGAAACCUCGGCGCAACUGGAGCUCAGUUUGAUAAUUUCAUUGCGGAUUUCCUCAGUCCCUUUUUGAUUGAAGAAAAAACCACCCCGCGAACAACAACGACUACCCAGCCACCAACUACGAAGAAAACAUCUUUUGGAGGUUCACUUCAAUCACUUACUGGAAUCGGCGCUCCGGCAAAUCCAACAAGCGGAGUCUGCGGAAUCAACCCUAAAUCUGCUAUUUACGCCGCGAUCAACUCCAGGGUCGGAUCUCGAGACGAUUGUGGAAAAUGCGUAUUUGUCUGGUGUCCACCUUUUAGCGGCUGCAAAGGUGGUCCGAUUGCCAAGGUUCAAAUUGUCGACGUUUAUGAUGGACCUGGGCACAUAGCUCUCAGCCACUCUGCGUUCAAGGCUGCGAUUGGGCUUCCAACAACAAAAGGAAACAAGGCAGAUACUUAUCAAGGAACUUACACAGUCACACCUUGCUAA
Messenger RNA from Oikopleura dioica, 1767 nucleotides. The record is from the annotation of a GenBank genome assembly. Lineage: Eukaryota; Metazoa; Chordata; Appendicularia; Copelata; Oikopleuridae.